UUAUAGAGUCUUUAUAAAAACUUGUAAUGCAUAUACUCUAUGAUAAGGAAUGAUUGAUUUAGAUUGUCUUAAAAAACUCGCAGUUCAGUUCAAGCUUGCACAUAUAUUAGCUGUCAUUAAUCUGCAGGUUGAACCGGUGCAAACUUUGUAUUUAACUUUCAUGUUUACAUUGCUGGUAGUUUACCACCUGCUCAGAAGCUAUCUGUUUACUUUUACCUGGAUGAACUGUGCUGUCAUGUCCCUGUAUACACCCCUACUACACCCCUUUCCCGUCACCUUCAUACCUUCACAGCGUUUCCUUCUUAAGUUACAGCAACAAGUCGAUCGAAUGCCGUCAGUGUCAGGAUAUUCAUAAAUGUAAUUUAACCAGUGUCUUGUAAUUUACCCGUCUCUUUUCAAACAGACUGAAGACCUCGAAUGGUGUCUUCGUUGCUCUUAUCUGGGUGAAAGAUGCAGUGAAACCAGUGCAUUGCCAGAGAGAGAGGGAGAGAGAGAGAGCAAUAAAAGCAAAGGCAAAAGACAAAGUGAGCCACUGUUCCCAUCCUGACCAGCUGAGAUGGCGUAUUCUCAGGCCCGCCUGAAAAUUCUCCCCAGCGUUCGUUGCCUCUUUGAUAAACUGGUGCAGAUAAAAGUGGAGGGGCUCGCUCCUCAUAGACCAGUGGAGCUGAGGUCCAAACUGGUUGACGACAAAGGAGUUGUCUUCAGAGCGUCUGCGCAGUAUAAAGCAGAUGGUGCUGGCCUGGUCGAUGUCUGCCGGUCACCCUCUCUGGGGGGAAGCUACAGGGGUGUGGAGCCAAUGGGUUUGUUUUGGUCCAUGGCGCCAGACACACCACACAGUAAACUCCAGAAGAAGACUGUCCUCAGCCCGACUGUGGUGGAGCUAGAAGCCCUGAACGGGGAGACUGGCGAGCUCUUAGCAACCGGAACCAACGAGAGAGGAUACAUGACUGAGGGAAUGAAGAGAAUACCGCUGCAAGAGGGCAGAUUACGUGGAGUCCUCUUCAUACCACCGGGAAAGGGUCCGUUCCCAGGAAUUGUGGAUUUGUACACCUUUGGCGGAGGUCUUUCAGAGCCCAGAGCCAGCCUCUUGGCAGGAAAAGGGUUUGCUGUCCUGGCACUGGCCUAUCUUCGCUACCAAGAUUUACCAAAACACCCAGAAAACUUAGAUUUGGAGUACUUUGAAGAAGCCGUAACAUAUCUGAGGACACGACCAGAGGUUGCAGGACCCGGGAUCGGCAUCAUAUCCAUCUCUCACAGUGGUGCUAUAGCUUUAUCAAUGUCAUCUUUUCUGUCUGGGAUCUCAGCAACGGUCUGUAUCAAUUUCUGCAAUGCAAACACCGUGAUUCCUUUGCAUUACCAAGACAUGGUGUUUCCUCCCCUCGAGGCUGAAAUGGAAAAUGUGAAAUUCACAGACUCUGGGCUGAUAGAUAUACGCGAUGCCUUAGCAGAUCCUACCUCAGGAAAAAACCGAGCGUCUUUGAUUCCGAUUGAACGUGCCACCUGCCAGUUCCUGUUUGCCGUCGCCGAAGACGACCACAACUGGAACAGCGCCUUUUUCACCAAGCAGGCAGCUGCGACCCUCAGAAAUCAUGGCAAGGAGUCGUUUCAGGUGGUUUCUUACCCGAAAGCUGGACACUUUCUGGAGUUCCCUCACAUGCCUUACUGUCCAUCAGGGUUUCACGGAGCUGUGGGGAGUGUUGUAUUAUUUGGUGGGGAGCCAAAAGCUCAUUCUGAGGCUCAGCUGGACCUGUGGGAAAGAGUCCAGGCUUUCUUCAAGAGCCACUUGCGGCCCAAGAGCUCUCUUUAGCAAGCAAUGCAGCAUCAAGUCUGUCAAGUAUCACUGAGUGAUUGUUAGAGAUAUACACAACCAGUACUUUUUAAUGCAUGCAAUUGUUCAAGAGGGCAUGAAAAGAUAGUGUUUGAGUACUUUUGUUUUUGAUUGUUCUACACUAAGUGCACUCAUCGAUCCUUAUUUCCAACAUUUAAGUAUUUCACAAGAACAGAAGCUCGGCAACUGGCAUCAUCAUUAUUAAUUACACUUGUGCUUUUUCUACUGUGAUUGCUGGGUAAAUAUCCCAGGCUCCAGACUGAAAUGUCUCCAAAUGUGUAACAUAUUGUACGAUUUUAAUGAAUAAGCUGCGAUAAUUUAUGUAAAUUGAGAAGGUUGUCUCCUUCUCCUGUGUCCAGUGUUUUGAACAUAUGUUUGUUUUGUUUAUGAAGGGCUCUUUACUUACUAAUUGUAUAAAUAGACCAUUUCAAUUGAAAUAAAGCUGAAGUGCAGUAUAAUUGUCAUUUUGUGAUGAUUAAAGACACGACGUGUUGAAAUUGACAAAGACGGCACUAAUGUUUAAUAAAAUAGAUUGCUAGAU
Molecule: messenger RNA, 2369 nt
Organism: Salarias fasciatus (jewelled blenny)
Lineage: Eukaryota; Metazoa; Chordata; Actinopteri; Blenniiformes; Blenniidae
Product: acyl-coenzyme A thioesterase 1-like
Exons: 4
Coding region: 557-1807 (416 amino acids)
Biological process (GO): acyl-CoA metabolic process; fatty acid metabolic process
Molecular function (GO): fatty acyl-CoA hydrolase activity
Source: RefSeq, a predicted model, not a curated record